Suillus paluster is the source of this 1077-nucleotide messenger RNA. RefSeq lists its product as uncharacterized. Gene Ontology annotation, molecular function: heme binding; peroxidase activity. The record is from RefSeq and is a predicted model, not a curated record. Lineage: Eukaryota; Fungi; Basidiomycota; Agaricomycetes; Boletales; Suillaceae. Gene Ontology annotation, biological process: response to oxidative stress. The transcript is spliced from 7 exons. The coding region runs from base 1 to 1077 and encodes 358 amino acids.
AUGGCAUACACUUCCCAGAGCAAGGUGCUGAAUAUUGUAAUUGGCAAUUCUGGACAUCUCUCUAUCCGAGCACUUCGUCAAGCGCUACGCUUCAUCCAUGAUACCCACUGUCCAACCUCUCCUCCCUCUCCUCCUGCAUCAUCCACAAUACCCGCCGUCCAACCUCUCCUCCACACAACGAACGAACUACUGGUUACCUCUAAGACCACCACCACUGGAAUCUUGCAUGUUGAGUAUCGUGUAGUUCUUCAACUCCUUCUGCGUGCUGUCAUUCACUGGACAGUCUUCGAAGCUAAUUGUUCCCUCUACCAGGUCGUCCUGUGUCAAUCGCUGAGGGCAACUUCAAUACGCUUCUUCCAAAUUGAUUUACCCCGUCCACUCUAUGGGAAGGGGCUCCAGCGGAGUAUCAGUUCCCGUGCUGCUGAUGGUUCAAACAACAACCCUGAUGCUCCCGACCUCGGCAAAGCUGGUACACCUUAUGCACGGUCUGUCCAGCAGUCAAACCCCAUUACCGUGCAACCAAAUGCCCUGAUGCCAGUCUCGUCUUUGACACCCUGCUCCUGCAGAGACAAGUUUAUCGAGCAUCCCCAGGGCCUGUCCUCCCUCAUGUUCUCCUUUGCAGCACUCGUCAUCCACAGUGCAACUUUCCACAACACACUCAAGACCAUCGGAGAUGAGACUCCUCGCUUGCUUAUACGCACACUUGAAGCAGUAGUACAAGCUUUGUACGAUGACGCAGCUACACUGCUUCUCACAAUGCAGCGAAUUCAUCAUCUUACCUGCAGAGCCUCACGGCAAGAUUGUGACUUGCAGUGCGAGUACCUAGACGUGAUCUCCGUCUCUCUCAAGUCAAAUCUCCAAUUCCUCAUGCAAACCCUUGAUACACUGCUUUCCCUCAGCCACAAUCAAGUAGACAUGGCACAAGGGGAAUAUACAGGUGCAAUAGAGUGGCGCAUGUCACGGUUAAGCAUCAUUGACAGCAACUUUGACGCCCAUCCCAUGUUGGUCCUUGACCCCACAGAUCCAGAGAGCGAAGACAUUGUUGAUAUUGAAGUUGCUUUGGGUGCGUCUUUAUAG